Molecule: messenger RNA, 1870 nt
Organism: Paramacrobiotus metropolitanus
Lineage: Eukaryota; Metazoa; Tardigrada; Eutardigrada; Parachela; Macrobiotidae
Product: target of EGR1 protein 1-like
Exons: 5
Coding region: 248-1756 (502 amino acids)
Biological process (GO): snRNA 3'-end processing
Cellular component (GO): cytoplasm; Cajal body
Molecular function (GO): snRNA binding; 3'-5'-RNA exonuclease activity
Source: RefSeq, a predicted model, not a curated record
UCUAGCAGGAAGUCCCAAUGCGAUUGCGAAAUCUGAAAUUUAUUGUUAAUUUUAUUGUAUUAAAUCGCUUCCGAAUAUACUAAGUCUUAUGGUUAGGUUAGCGCAAGCCCCAAUUAUUCUACCAAUCUCGACAGAUCAUAAAUUGUAAGUACCUCGUAAAGGGGUAACUUACGGUAAUGUGAACUCUGUUGUUGCUCGUAGCUUUUUGAAGUAACUUUUGAACUACAGUAUUUCCAUCACUUUCAUUAUGGAAUUAUUUCCAUCAGUGAUCGUUAUAGACGUGAGCUCUACCAAUCUCGCUUGUUUAUCUCCUCAGAUCCUGAACGAUGUUGCAACAGCGGACUUUGUCGCUGUUGAUCAGGAAUUAUCCGGGUUAGGGAAUACUGCGGGCCGUGGCAGGCUGCAGAUGCCGGAAUACUACAGCAAAAUGCGUGACGCUGUGCUGACACGGCGCACCAUCAGUCUGGGCAUUUCGUGUUUCAAAUCUGUCGCGGAGUACGUUAAACCCUAUCCGGAAUGCUGUGAUCCGCUGCAGUUUGCAUGCACAACUUAUAACAUCCUGCUUUUUCCUGGCGGGGAGUUCGACAUGGAUGGAUCAGCGCGCAGCUUCCUGGUUGCUCAUGGUUUUGAUCUGAAUCGUUGGGCACAGUAUGGCAUUGAAUACGGUAUGAAGGAGAACAAUGAGCGGUUUGUGGACGAACUGACCACGGUGUUGCUACUUAGUAAAGCGGAAGUUGUUUUUCAUAAUGGACUAGCGGAUCUGGCGUACUUCUACCACAGCUUCUGGAAUCCUUUGCCGAAAACUUGUGAAAUCUUCGCCGCGGAUGUUGCCGAUGUUUUCCAGGGCAGACUGUUCGAUACGAAGUGGAUCUGUCGAAGUGUCCUGAAAUGGCGAAUGCAUAGUUUGGAAUAUUGCUUCAAGAAAGCUCAACGACUUAAUGCUGCAUCGGCCGAUAUUGGCAAGCCUGCUCUUCGCAUUCGACAUGUACAUCCAUCAACAAUCAAUGCCGUGAUGGAAAUCCCUAUUUUCUACCAGAAUACUCAAUCUGGAAAUCUUGGUGGUGUGAAACCGAUUGUGGGGAAAGAUGUAUGCGAAUUAAUGUACAACUUCGGCUUUUGCAACGCAUUUAAGCAGGGAACGUGCCUGCAUCCGGCAGAUCUCCAUCAGAUGGAUUUAGUGCUGGAUGUUGAAGAAGAUGUUUGCAGAAAUGGUCCUGCGGAAAAUGCGGUCUCUCGUCCUCCGAACGAUGUACAGCGAAUGUUUCCAGUGUUUCCAAUGUCUGAUCCACGGGAAAUGACAACAACUGUUAAUGAUGUCGCCACAGCUGGGAAGCGGAAGACUGAUGCUGUCACUCUUGAAUCCGUUCCGUUGAAAAAAGCCAGUGAAGGAUCACUCUUCCCGCAUGCCCUGCGUCCCAGACUAGCACCUCCUCGUCCUGCGGAUAACUUCCCAGUGGCUCAGCGUCUCGGAACGGACCAUUUCAGUAUUGAUAACAGGAAGAGCUAUAACCUGGAUUUCGGCUUGCAUAGUGCCGGAUUCGAUGCCUUCAUGACGGGAUAUGUUUUUGCUACUUGCAUGGCCCAGUUAGGACGGAGUGAAAAAGCUCGCCGCGUAGUAUUCACACACCCCGAGGGAUUUGUCGAUCGGGUACAUGUCACAGGGAAAAGUGAACCCUUUGUCUUCCGAAAAAGUGAACACGUACAAUGCAGUGCUGCGCAUUUCCGCAAGAUACUUGAAUGCCGCAAUCGGCAGUAGUAUUGUUAUAUCCCUUUUUCGUAAUUCACCGAUUCUGUUGUGAUUUUUGUUACAAGUCUGAUUUGCUGUAAUAACAUUAUGAAUAAAGGUCAUAAUAAGUCCAAAGAGCAAAGG